AAAAAAAAAAAAAAAAAAGCUUGACCUAGCGUUGGUAUUUUCACGGUGUUUUCCUGUGGUUGUAUCAGACAAAACUAAGGUUCGAUUCGCUUCGUAGCGUUCUAAUGCGACAUGGAGAAGGAAAUCGGGACUGUGGCGGUUAAACGGAGCAGCUCGGAGCAGAGGAAGCUGCGCUCCCGGGACGCGGCGCGAUGUCGGCGCAGUCAGGAAACGGAGGUGUUCUACGAGCUGGCCCGCACGCUGCCGCUGCCGCGCAAAGUCUGCACCCACCUGGACAAGGCGGGCAUCAUGAGGGUGGCACUCAGCUUCCUGCGGCUGCAGCAGCUCCUGAGACCCGAAGGAGGUGAGGAAGAUGAGAAGGAUGAAGAUCCGAUGGAUGCGUUCUACCCCGAGGCGCUGGCCGGUUUCAUCAUGGUGAUGACGGAGGAGGGCGACAUGAUCUUCCUGACAGAAAAUGUCAACAAACACAUCGGCAUCACUCAACUGGACCUGCUGGGUCAGAGUGUUUACGACUUCGUUCAUCCCUGCGAUCAGGAGGAGCUCAGAGAUCUGCUGACUCCACGUCCAGGUCUGGGGAAGAAGUUUCAGGCCGAACAGCCGAGCGAGAGAAACUUCUUCCUGCGGAUGAAGAGCACGCUGACCAGCAGGGGGCGCACCGUCAACAUCAAGUCUGCCACCUGGAAGGUGCUCCACUGCACCGGUCACGUCCGUCCGCUCGGAGGCUCGGCGUCGACCCCCGCCGCCCAGGUGAUGACGCUGCUGUGCGAGCCCAUCGCUCACCCGUCCAGCGUGGAGUUCCCUCUGGACACGUGCACGUUCCUGACCCGGCACAGCAUGGACCUGCGCUUCACGCACUGCGAGGGAAGGGUCGCAGAGCUGGUUGGAUACAAACCGGACGAUCUGAUUGGACGCUCGGCCUACGAGUUUUACCACGCGCUGGACUGUGAGCGCAUCAGGAGGAGUCUGCAGACCUUGCUCUCCAAAGGUCAGGUAAACACCAGCCACUACCGCUUCCUGGCCAACAGCGGCGGCUACGUGUGGGCGGAGACUCAGGCAACGAUCCUCUACAACAACAAGACGUCUCAGCCUGAAGCCAUCGUCUGCCUCAACUUCAUCCUCAGUGCCGUGGAGCAGCCGGACGUGGUUUUCUCCGCUGAGCAGACCCGCUGCAGCUGCCCAGCUAAGACUGAGCUCCUCUCACCGGACCACGCACCGGAGGACAGCGGCAUCUCCACCUGCGAGUCCGACGGCGAGCACGCCGCCGGUUUCAGUGAACCUGAAGACCUGGAGCUCGGCAGCCCCAUCAAGAUCUUCCUGAAGCUGGAGGAGAAUCCAGACGAGCUCCUGCAGCUGGCUCCUGACGCCGCCGAGCCGCUGGCAGCGAGUCCAGCUGAGCUGUCGUUUGCCAGUCCUCCCAGUCCUUCCUUGGUGCCAGAGGAUCCUAAAGACCUCUGCACUCCAGAGCUGAGGAAGCUCCUCUCACCCAUCUUCGACUCCAUCAGCCCCUCAUCUUCCUCCUGCCCAGAAGCAGCUCUGAGCCCAGGUAAGCAGGAGGAGGUGAUGGACACCAGCGAGGUGGAGAAGUUCUUCACGUUUUGUCCAGAAGUGGCUCAGAAGAAACCAGAAACACUGCAGGACAUGGAGGAGAUGGACCUGGAGAUGUUGGCUCCUUACAUCUCCAUGGACGAUGACUUCCAGCUGACAUUCCUCAGCGCUCUGCCCGAGGAUGCCGACAAGCCGCCGUCCUUCUCGUUUGAGAGCUCAGACAUGGCUUCUGCAGUGACCGCCAGCAGAAAACGAACUCGAGACUCUGAUGAUCAGAUUCAGGACAAGAGGCAGAAACCAGAACCGUCCUCCAUCGAAGAGGAGCUCCUCCUCAGCCAAAGACUGCUGGACUCUCUUGAGGGAGCCGACCAGUCAGACCUGAUUCUGGACCCGAAGCCAUGCAGCCAGCUGCUCACAGAUAGAGACCCGGUUCUGGGAGGCGUUCAGGGACUGUGCGACACUGCAGCUCUGAUGGACAUGUUCGCGCCUCGCACCGCCAACCUCUCACCUUUGACCUGAAACAGCUUGAGGAUGGCUCCGCCUCCAACAACAACUUAAAACGCACACUUUGAAAGAAAGUAAUAAUUAAUAAAUAAACAAUUAAAUAAAUAAAUAAAAAAACAACCAAGCCACAAACCUGUACGCACAAGACGUUGUCGUCACUCGUGCCGUCCGAUCAGACCCGGUACCGUAGCCGAGCGGGUCGGCCUUGAAUGUUUUUUUAUUUUAAGUCUCACUGCGACCUGAGCUGGGCACCGCAGACCCGUCACUCACCUGUCGUCAGUGAUUUAAUGUGAGCAAUCUGCAGGUGGUGCUAAUCCUGUUUUGUUUUUUACAUUCAUCUGAAAGAAGUCAGACGAUCCGGAACACGAUUCUUAGUGCAGCUAAAUUAAACACCAAAAAUCCAUCAAAACAAACAAUAAAUCUCACUUUUUAUUUUAUCCAAAUGACACAAAAACCAUGCGAGUACCAGUGGCAUGUUUUAGGACUUUUUAUACUCAUUUUUUACUGUUGAUGUGUUCGACUUUAAAUGUCUUUAUUCAGAAAUCCUGGUUCAGCUCUCGCUGCUUUCAUCUUCCAUGUGGGCGGGGCUUAUUUUAACACUCCCUUUAAGUUGAAGCAAUCACAGCAAAUUAAUCUCAUCAAAACAACGCAGCUUCACUUUUUAUGAUUAAAUAUAUAAUUGACUAACUUGAUGUACUUAAGCCAAUAUUAGCUUUAAAAAAAAUUAAGUAGUCGGCAUAUUAAUGCUUGUUAGAAAUGUGAUUAAACUCUAGUAUUCUACCUUUUUUUUUGCUUUGAUUUGUAACAGAUUAUACCUCAGACUGAUGAUGGGUUAGUGUUUUAAUGAAAAGAUGUGAAGCUUUUUGUUUUUACACAAACGAACCAAAUCAAGAAUAAAUACUGCCGGGUUGUUAAUUUCCCACGUGCUCAGAGCUCUGUGCCUUCUCAUCAUGCAGUGGAAAAUAAAAACAUUUGUUUAGACUGUUACCUUCACAUUAAAAAAGUUCUGUAAAUGUUUAUUUUCUCUGAACAGGGAGCGGAUUAAAUACUGUGGUUUUAUUCAAUCUUUACAGUUUGUCUUGUAUGUACUCUUGAACUAAAUAAAGUUGUAAAACUGAA
Austrofundulus limnaeus is the source of this 3168-nucleotide messenger RNA. It is a transcript of the gene hif1al, whose product is annotated as hypoxia inducible factor 1 subunit alpha, like. The record is from RefSeq and is a predicted model, not a curated record. Gene Ontology annotation, molecular function: protein dimerization activity; DNA-binding transcription factor activity, RNA polymerase II-specific; RNA polymerase II transcription regulatory region sequence-specific DNA binding. The coding region runs from base 112 to 2064 and encodes 650 amino acids. The transcript is spliced from 15 exons. Lineage: Eukaryota; Metazoa; Chordata; Actinopteri; Cyprinodontiformes; Rivulidae. Gene Ontology annotation, biological process: cellular response to hypoxia; regulation of transcription by RNA polymerase II.